This is a messenger RNA of Mandrillus leucophaeus (drill), 863 nucleotides long. RefSeq lists its product as uncharacterized. Gene Ontology annotation, cellular component: blood microparticle; external side of plasma membrane; immunoglobulin complex, circulating. Bases 69 to 863 code for a protein of 264 amino acids. The record is from RefSeq and is a predicted model, not a curated record. The transcript is spliced from 3 exons. Gene Ontology annotation, biological process: defense response to bacterium; phagocytosis, engulfment; positive regulation of B cell activation. Gene Ontology annotation, molecular function: antigen binding; immunoglobulin receptor binding. NCBI's taxonomy places the organism in Eukaryota, Metazoa, Chordata, Mammalia, Primates, Cercopithecidae.
CCUUAAAUUCAGGCUCCUGCUCACAUGGGAAAUGCUCUCUGAGAGUUACGGACAUCCUGUGCAAGAACAUGAAGCACCUGUGGUUCUUCCUCCUCCUGGUGGCGGCUCCCAGAUGGGUCCUGUCCCAGGUGCAGCUGCAGGAGUCGGGCCCAGGACUGGUGAAGCCUUCGGAGACCCUGUCCCUCACCUGCGCUGUCUCUGGUGGCUCUAUCAGCAGUUACUGGUGGGGCUGGAUCCGCCAGCCCCCAGGGAAGGGGCUGGAGUGGAUUGGGAUUAUCUAUGGUAGUGGUGGGAGCAACUACCUUAACCCGUCCCUCAAGAGUCGAGUCACCCUGUCAGUAGACACGUCCAAGAACCAGUUCUCCCUGAAGCUGAGCUCUGUGACCGCCGCGGACACGGCCGUGUAUUACUGUGCGAGAGACACAGUGAGGGGAGGUGAGUUUUAUCUUUUGAAGGCGGGUGCUCAGAACCACCAGGGGGCUCUCAGGACACCAGGAUGCACUCAGAACAACCAAGGGAUACUCAGGACUGCCAGAGGACAUUCACCAUACCAUGGGGAGCUCAGGUCACUAAGGGGCACUCAGAAUCACCAGGGGUCACUCAGGACACCACCAUGCACUCAGAACCACCAGGGGGCACUCAGGACACCAGGGGGAACUCAGGGCACUAGGGGGUGCUCAGAACCACCAGGGGGCACUCAGGACACCAGGGGGGCUCAGAAACACAAGGGUGUGCUCAGAACCACCAGGGGGAACUCAGGACCGCAGGGGUCACUCAGAACACUAGGGGGCACUGAGAACCACCAGGGAGCCCUCAGGACACCAGUGGGUGCUCAGGACCUCCAGGGGGCGCUGAGGACAUAA